UGGUCUAGCAACACUGAGUUACAUUUCCCUGAUUGUAAUGUUAGGAUUGUAUCUAUUUGUUCUCGAUAAAGAUAGUUAUCAUAAUGUAUCAGACAGCGUUAGUAUACCCCAGAAAAUAAUUUGAGAAUUACCCAAGAUGAACGAAAGGGAUAUCCCAAGUGUCCCUAUAACUACACUAGCAGGAGUAGCUAGCUUGACUGAUUUGUUACCAGUGCUUCCAUUACCAACACCAUUACCAUCGACUUUGAACAACAAGUCACAGUUGUUUCAUCCUAGAGUUGCAGAGGAAGCGGCUAUACUGCUGGCAACUCGAGAUGACAACUUGGUUACUCUUUUACUUCAAUCAUUGAUGCAAACUUCAGUACAACACAUAGACCUUAAAGAUGAAAGUGUACAAAAUGCAGUCAGCCCAGCUCCCCAGCAAGCUACACCUGAAUUAUUGAAAGCAAUUUUAAACGUCAAUCCUAAUAUUUUUAACCAGCAACAAAGGAACCACUGGGGAAAUCAUAUAAAUUCAGCUAAGUUUAAUGGAAUGUCACCGACCACUACAUACAAUUAUACAUCACACAAUACCGUUCACUCGAGUCCAACAUCACACGGCACAUCGGUGCAGUCGGCUACUAUUCCAAACCAGCAGCUCCUGGCUCCUCCAUGUCAAUCUUCACCUCAUGUGAAUAUGGGCUCACCCCCUUCGCAAGCACGACCGGGAACCGUUAAUAUCACUGCUCAAAAUCAUAUUUCACCGCCAUGGAGCAGUUCAAAUCAGUCAAAUGUUUAUGCGAGUCCCAUGUCGAACACUUCCAAUCCACAAAAUGGAGGGUUUUACAAUAGCUUAGUACAAGAAAAUAGAAAUUUUGGCUCUAAUAUUAGCGAGAAGGAUCCACUGUCGAUGUCGCCGGGAAAUAUGAAUGAGCAGCAAAGAUUACUUAUGAAGCCACAUGAUAAAUCAUUUGAGCACGCUGGUAAUGUAAUGCCAGGGCAAUCCCCGGCCCAAGCGAGUGUGGCGCCCUCUCCCCUGCGUCAGGAGCCGCAAGUGCCCCAACCAUCUAUGGGAGCCCCAUAUGCUGUUCCACCCGCCCAGAACACUGCACCAGACAAACAGGACUCUAACAAAGGCACACAAGUAAUGAACAAUAAGUUCCCAGUUGUAAAAAUUGGCCGGCUAUCUGAGAACUUGUUAAAGAAACACGAGUUUCCAAGUGAAGAAAGGACUCGGAAAAUCAGUGCACUGGAAUCGGAUUCAGACGAUAAUAUACCUCUCAAACCUAAAUCGAACGUGCCCGCACCAGUGGUAGAUAAAGAAAAAGAAGCAAUAGAUAUUGCUCGAGAAAAGAACUGGGAAGCUGUUAAAAGGAAACAUGAGGAAGCAAGCAAAAGAGAGGAUACAGAGGCUGCUAUAGUGCGACCUAAACUACGUAAAGUAGAAAGAAGACUGGUUCCUGUGAUAGAGAUGUUGUCUGUUGAUGAACUCAUGGAAACUAACACCUACCAACGGUUCAACAAGCUCAUUGAAGCUGUCUUCGAAACGAUAGAUGAUGACAUACUCGUUACCGAUGAGAUGGAGGGCGCUGAUAUUCCUCAAGAUCUGCUGUUACCGCGCUAUCAACUGCAGGAGCUGUGCUCGGAAGCAGCUAAACUCAAAACUUUGGGUGCAAUGGAAGCCAUUCCGGCAGACCGGCUGGUGCGACUGCUAAGCAUACUAGAGAAAAAUAUAAGAGCUGCUGAAAAGAUGUCGUUAGUCGGCGACCCGGAUGAUUCUGAAGAGAUGAGGCAGAUAUGGCUCGAGUCUGCGUUGGAAAGGGUUAUGUGCGCGUCGGACGCUUGCUUGACGGCGCUAUACAUAAUGACGUCGCCCAGCAUGCCGAAGAGGAUAUUUCUCGAAGAUGUGAUAGACAGAAUCAUCAUGUUUAUAAAAUUUCAGUUGAACAACACUAUCUAUUGUGUGUAUGAUCCCGUGUACAGUAUUCAGAGCACUUCUAAGAAAAAAGUGGACGGUAGGCGGCGGCGCGGCGGGGGCGCGGGUAACGCUCGCGCGCGCGGCUCCGGCUCCACGCGAGCGACCCGCGAGCUGUACGCGCACGCGCACGAGAGCGUCGGACUAUUAGCCGAGCUGUUCGCGGCGCACCAGCUGACCGACACCACGGUGUUGCACGCCUCCACUGUGGGCGUGUCGCCGUUCUUUGUCGAGAACAUCAGCGAACUGCAACUCUCUGCGCUCAAACUCGUCACCACUAUAUUUACAAAAUACGAUCAACAUAGGCGGCUGCUGUUAGAAGAUAUAUUAGCGUCUAUAGCGCGGAUACCGAGCUCGAAGCACAAUCUGCGGUCUUUUCAACUCAACUCCGACCAGCACAUUCAGAUGCUCACCGCGCUAGUGCUACAGUUAGUUCAAUGUGUGGUGACUCUGCCGGAGACAUUAUGUAAAUCAAAGGAGAAGGAGAAGGAUGUAGAUAAUGAAAAUAAAAAACAUGUAGAUAAGGAUUUGUUAAUAAUAUCUAAGUAUGAAGCGGCAAUUAGUGUAGGUGGAACAUUUCUAACUUCGUUUCUGAACAAGUGCCGGAGUCGGUCGGAGGAGGUGGACUUCAGGCCUCUGUUUGAGAAUUUUGUUCACGACCUGCUAACGACUGUGAACAAGCCAGAGUGGCCCGCGACCGAACUGCUACUCAGUUUGCUUGGAACAAUGUUGGUGAAAUACAUGUCGGACAAAUCGAUGGAGAUGUCAGUGCGGGUGGCGUCGCUCGAGUACCUGGGGUUGGUAGCGGCGCGGCUGCGGCGAGACAGCGUCACGUCGCGCGCCAAGCUCGCCACAAUGGACGCUGUCAUGCGUGACAUUCGAGCUGAGGAGGAGAAGGACGGAUCCGUGACGCAGUCAAUAACAUCGGGUCUAGACGAGGACGAGGAGAGGACAGAAUUCCUUCAACGCGUUCUCCUGGACUACCUGGCCAUCAAUGGUCAAAAAGACCAGGCGUGGAACUGUGCCAGGCAUUUCUAUAUAACGCAGUGGUACAGGGACAUGGUGGUCCAACCGAAGAGCCCCUCGCCCACGAAGAGGCCCAAGAACAAGUCCAAGAAGAGGUACAAGGACGAGAGCAGCGAGGAGGAGGAGUCGGACGACGACAGCGACUCCGAGAGGAAGGAGAAGGUCGACAAGAAGCAGGUCCAGAGCGCCAUCGUCUCCGCAGAGAAGUUCAAGACGAUAGAGAGGCGGAAGCGCUUCUUCCUCGAGAAGAUCAGGCCGUUUCGGUACCAGGGCGGGUCGCAGGUUCAGGUGAUGCAGUCGUACAUAGACUACGGCGGCGCGGAGUUGAUCUCGCAGUACCUGGCCUCGAAGCGGUCGUUCUCGCAGAGCUUCGACAGGUACCUGAGGAAGAUUCUGGUUAUACUGUGCGAGAACACGAUCGCGAUUCGGACUAAAGCAAUGAAGUGUCUGACGAUGAUAGUGGAGGCGGACCCGUCCGUGCUGGCGCGGCCGGACAUGCAGAUCGGCGUCAACCGCUCCUUCCUCGACCAAUCCACGGCCGUGCGCGAGGCCGCCGUCGAUUUAGUCGGCAAGUUCGUCCUCAGCCGGCCCGACCUCAUCGACAAGUACUACGGGAUGCUCUCCAAUAGGAUAUUGGACACCGGCGUCUCCGUGCGGAAGCGGGUCAUAAAGAUUCUAAAGGACAUUUGCAUAGAGUGCCCUGAGUUUCCCAAGAUACCCGAAAUCUGCGUGAAGAUGAUCAGGCGGGUUAACGAUGAGGAGGGAAUCCGCAAGCUGGUGAUGGAGGUGUUCCAGAAUAUGUGGUUCAGCCCUUGCGGCGCGGGGGCGGGGCGCGCCGCACUAGACGCGGCGGCCGCUACGGCAGACCCGCUCACACGCAAGGUGCUCAACAUAACCGAUGUCGUCGUCUCGUCACGUGAUAUGGGUUUAGAGUGGUUUCAGCAGCUGCUUAUGAGUUUAUUUAAACCCAAGGAGGACAAAGAUGAUUCUACUAAAAUUAUUUAUCAACCACCCAAAUCGUUACUACUAGCAUGUCAACAGAUUGUGGACUGCCUAAUAGAACAUUUGCUACAGUUGGAAGAAACUAAUACUGAUGGUGCUGGCUCAUCACAACGCAUUUUAGCAUGCCUUUCCACAUUGCAUUUAUUUGCAAAAAUCAGGCCGCAGCUGCUAGUUAAUCAUGCUCUAACACUUCAACCGUAUCUCAGUUUAAAAUGUCAGAACCAGUACGAGCAGCAGAUAAUGUCGACGGUGGCGAUGACCCUGGAGCUGGUGGUGCCGCUGAUGGAGCACCCCAGCGAGUCCUUCCUCGCCCAGCUGGAGGAAGACGCGGUCAAGCUGAUCUUGCAGCGAGGCCAGCUCGUCAUAGCCGCCUGCAUCGCCUGCCUCGCCGCCAUAGUUAACUCCCUCACGCACAACUACAAACUCAUACGGGACGUCUUUAAUAAGUAUCACGGAAUUUUAUUACAAUGGAAGAGCGCUUGGCAGCGGAAUCCUGAAGGAACACGAAAUUUGAAUACGAGGCCGCAGUUCAGACGCGCACUAUUCAUAGUAGGCUUACUGCUCAGAUAUUUCGAUUUCACCGACAACACUGUGAUUGAAGGUUUAUCGAGUGAUAUUAAAGAGCAAGUGUACUCGACGCUAAUGUUUUUCGUGAGCUUAGAGGACGAAGAUUUCGUAUCGCAUACGCUGAAGGCGCUAGGGUCGGUGUGUGUACGGCAUUACGAGUUCAUGCUACGGCCAGAUCUGAAGGAGUUCUACCAUCAACUGCUGACCUCCGAACUCGCUCCUAUAGAGAUGAAGGCUGAUGUUCUUAGAAAUAUAGAAAUGUACUUACAAGAAGAGGAGCAGAGGAUGAUAAGACAGGAUAAAGAAUGGUCAAAGCGAUCGAAACACGAAAACUUAAAAGAAAUGGGAGAUGUAUCAUCUGGUAUGGCGUCAACGGUUAUUCAGUUGUAUUUGAAAGAGAUUUUGGGUGCAUUUUUACAUACGAGCACGUACGUCCGGUCGAGCGCAAUGAAAGUUGUACAGCUUGUACUGGCGCAGGGUCUGGUACACCCAGUGCAGAUUGUUCCAUAUUUAAUAUGUAUGAGUACGGAUCUAGAGGUGACGGUAUCGCAUACCGCCGACAAAAACUUACAAGAAAUAGAUAAGAAGUACCCCGGGUUUAUACAUAUGAAGGCGCAACUAGGUAUCAGGUUGUCGUAUCAACUACAGAAGAUUUUACAAUCAGAUUCCAAGGGUGUUAUUCGUGGAUUCAGAAAAAAAGAACAAGAUGACAUUCCAACUGCACUUAACGGUUUCCUAUAUUCGCUGUUGCGAAACACGCGGCCGCAACGGAGGGCCCUCGUUUUAUCAUUGUUGAAGCAAUUCGAUGAUGUUUCUAAUGCUCCGUUAGAUCAAAUGUUGUACCUGGCAGAUAAUUUAAGCUAUUUUCCAUAUCAAGUUCAAGAUGAACCUCUUUUUAUAAUUCACCACAUUGAUAUUAUUAUUUCUACGUCGGGAUCGAACUUAUUGCAGCUUUUUCGUGAGGGUUUAAUAAAGACGAGCACGGAGGAGCGCGACGGGUUGGAUGAGGAGGAGGACGAGGAGGACGCGGCGGCGCUCGUGUCCCGCCUCCCGCCCAACACGCGCCCGCUGCGCGACGCCAUGCGGCAGGCGCGCGGAUGUUUGCUGCUGCUCGUGCUCAAACAGCACCUCAAACAGCUGUACGGCUUUACGGACGCAAAAAUAAAUCAGUAUUCACCAUCGGAGAGUGUAAAAGUGUACGAAAAAGCGAUAUCCAGACGGCACGCUCCACAAUUCGAGCCAAAAGCAACAAUCGCACAACUUCAGGAAGAUGAAUGCGACGAAGAACUUGACGACUGCGGUCGGCGGCGACUCGUCGACGACUAUCUUGAGUUCAAGCAGCUUAUGCUGAAAUUCGAUCCGGAAGAGGACGACGAAGACGUGGCCGCGGGUGCUGCGGGCGCGGCGCCGGCGGCGACGGCGGGCGGCGGGGAGGCGGCCAGCACCAGCGCCGCGCCCGCCGCCGACGCGCCCGCCACCUAG
Molecule: messenger RNA, 6031 nt
Organism: Aricia agestis (brown argus)
Lineage: Eukaryota; Metazoa; Arthropoda; Insecta; Lepidoptera; Lycaenidae
Gene: Nipped-B
Product: nipped-B protein
Exons: 28
Coding region: 137-6031 (1964 amino acids)
Biological process (GO): replication-born double-strand break repair via sister chromatid exchange; regulation of gene expression; establishment of mitotic sister chromatid cohesion
Cellular component (GO): Scc2-Scc4 cohesin loading complex
Molecular function (GO): chromatin binding
Source: RefSeq, a predicted model, not a curated record